Baudoinia panamericana UAMH 10762 is the source of this 1447-nucleotide messenger RNA. RefSeq lists its product as uncharacterized. NCBI's taxonomy places the organism in Eukaryota, Fungi, Ascomycota, Dothideomycetes, Mycosphaerellales, Teratosphaeriaceae. Gene Ontology annotation, molecular function: 4 iron, 4 sulfur cluster binding; ATP binding; ATP-dependent FeS chaperone activity. Bases 276 to 1307 code for a protein of 343 amino acids. Gene Ontology annotation, biological process: iron-sulfur cluster assembly. The record is from RefSeq and is a predicted model, not a curated record. Gene Ontology annotation, cellular component: cytosol. The transcript has a single exon.
CUGAGACCUGAUCGCCAACCUUACGGCUCGUCGAGGCGAAGACGGCAUUCGGCUGCAGUAUAAAGUUUUCACAAGCUGGCCUGCUAUAUCAAUGUGAACCCCGUACGAGGCAGAAACAUCAUUGUUGUAAGAGGUGAAAUAGAUCUGGGCACGAGUCAAGCAAGCGAUUGCGCCAUGUGGCGAAACUAUGGCGCCACCCACAUCCAUUCUCACAUCGAACAUUGAAAGCCAGGACUAACCUUCUCACUACUAUCAUAUUUGCAAUCGAUACAAGGAUGGCACCUUCACUCGAGGAGCCGAUCGAACCCGUUGAUGACGCUCUUACAUCUAAUCUGAAGCAGAAGCCUGCCCUCGUCGCGCCGGAGCCGGAACAUUGUCCAGGACCCGAGUCGAACGACGCAGGCAAAAGCGAUGCAUGCGCCGGUUGUCCUAACCAGGCCAUCUGCGCAUCUGCACCAAAAGGCCCGGAUCCAGACAUUCCCGUGAUGACGCAACGGUUGGCUGGCAUCAAGCGCAAACUGCUUGUGUUAUCUGGUAAGGGUGGCGUAGGUAAAAGUACCUUUACCACAAUGCUAGCCCACGCUUUCGCCAGCAACCCAGCCAAUACGGUGGGUAUCAUGGACACCGACAUCUGCGGUCCUAGCAUUCCCAAGAUGAUGGGCGUGGAGAACGAGACCAUUCAUGUAACGUCAACGGGUUGGGAGCCGGUUUGGGUUAGCGAGAACCUUGCCACGAUGAGCGUGCAGUUCAUGCUGCCGAACCGUGACGACGCAGUGAUCUGGAGAGGACCGAAGAAGAACGGCCUGAUUAAGCAGUUUCUGAAGGAUGUGGAAUGGGGAGAGCUGGACUACUUGGUUGUUGACACGCCACCUGGCACCUCCGACGAACACCUCAGCGUCAACAGCUACCUUAAAGAAAGUGGCGUUGACGGGGCUGUGCUAGUCACAACCCCUCAAGAGGUCGCAUUGCUUGAUGUUCGCAAAGAGAUCGACUUCUGCCGCAAAGCCGGCAUCCGCAUUCUAGGACUUGUCGAGAAUAUGUCAGGCUUCGUAUGUCCAAAGUGCACGCACACAUCCGAGAUCUUCCGGGCUACCACAGGAGGUGGUAUGAGGCUAGCUCGUGAAAGCGGCAUACCCUUCCUAGGUGCCGUGCCACUUGACAGCAGGAUAGGCAUGGCGUGCGAUUACGGCGAAAGCUUCUUCGACAACUUCCCAGACUCUCCGACGUGCAAGGCAUUGAGGGACGUGGUGAUCAACGUCGGAGAGCAGCUCGGUGUUGAUGCAGUUGACAUCCUGGGCGAUGAGUGAGGCAGGCGACCUGACAACAGCGAAGCAGUCCAAUUGUCCCCAGUAUGUAGUGACUCCCUGCCCUUCUCGUGAACGUCAAGUUUUACUGGAAUUAUGAUGCCCGUAGCGACUUGCUAGCGGAGACGGAAGUGAGACGUGCG